Messenger RNA from Musca domestica (house fly), 1458 nucleotides. RefSeq names its product phospholipase B1, membrane-associated-like. Bases 1 to 1326 code for a protein of 441 amino acids. Gene Ontology annotation, biological process: phospholipid metabolic process. The transcript has a single exon. The record is from RefSeq and is a predicted model, not a curated record. Gene Ontology annotation, molecular function: glycerophospholipase activity. NCBI's taxonomy places the organism in Eukaryota, Metazoa, Arthropoda, Insecta, Diptera, Muscidae.
AUGAAGACCUUCCAACUGUUGUCACUGACUUUACUCUGUUCCCUGUUGUGGCUUCCUGAAAUCCCCGCCCACAAUGAUAUCGACUAUUUUCUAAAACUCUCCGGGGUACAGAAAACCAAAUUCCAUCCCAAAAAGGCGCGGAAUGGCAAACUUUUAGUCACAAACCUCGAUGACAAUCGAGAUCUGCUACUAAACCUAAGGCGUAUUUUACUACAACGGGCGGCCAACAAUUGGUCCCGAUUAUAUAGUUACAACUGGGAAUAUGGGAAAAUUCAAAGACCCCGCAAAUGGAAUGAGUUCCCUUGCCCCCUAAAUGGUACCAAGUCGAAAAGGACUCCCACAAGUGUGGAUAAGCUGCGACCGGGUGAUAUUGAUGUCAUUGCGGCAAUUGGUGAUUCUCUGACGGCUGGUAAUGGGGCAAUAUCUGAGACCAUUGUUGAUAUAGCCACCGAGAAUCGUGGGGUUACCUUCUCUGGGGGCGGUGUUGCCGAUUGGAGAACCAUUCUAACUUUGCCGAAUAUUUUAAAAGUUUUCAAUCCUCGGCUAUAUGGCUUCUCAACACAAGAUGGAGUGGCAGUGGAUAGACAUGCCCAUUUGAAUAUUGCCGAGCCCAUGAUCAUGUCAAGAGAUUUGGUUUAUCAGGUUCAGGUGCUGAUACAACGCAUGCGCCAGGAUCCUCGCAUUGAUAUGCAACGACAUUGGAAACUGUUGACAAUUUUUGUGGGCAAUAAUGACAUCUGUUCCGAUAUGUGUCACCAUGAUAAUCUGUGGAAUUUUCUAAGACAACAUGAGCGGGAUCUGAGGAAUGCCUUCCGCCUACUGCGUGAUAAUAUCCCCCGACUUGUGGUGAAUUUAAUACCAGCCCCAAAUAUGGUCAAUACCCUGAGGCAAAUGCAGAAUAUCCCCCUGCUCUGUCAGGCUGUCCACAGCGUGGGCUGUCACUGUAUCUUCAGUGAAACCUAUUCGAGGAAGUAUUUGAAUACAAUUUCGAAAUUUAUUUCCCGAUGGCAGAAAAUAGAUGAAUAUGUGGCAUCACUGCCGGAAUUUUACACACAGGAUUUUGUGGUACUCUAUCAACCGUUUACGGCCAAUGUCAGUUUGCCGAUUCGAAAUAAUGGGGAUACAGAUUUGAGAUUUCUGGCCAGUGAUUGUUUUCAUUUUAGCCAAUUGGGUCAUGCCGCCGUUGCCAAUGAGCUAUGGAAUAACAUGUUGCAGCCACCGGGGCGAAAGGAAUCAUAUUUUAUUGAACCCUUCGAGAGAUUCGAAUGUCCUUCGGAAGAGAGACCCUAUAUUGCCACAUAUAAAAAUAGUUUUGUCCGACAAUGAUUUUUGGAGAUGAAAUUGGGGUGAAAAAUUAUUUUAUAUUUAAGACAUAUUAUUAUUUUAGAAUAGUUGUUAUUGUUGUGAUAUUUUAUAAUAUUUAUUAUUAAUUUGAAAUUUAAGGCAAAAAAUAAAAAA